GCUUCGCUCUCUCCAGCGCACUUGGCGAGCUGGAGAGGUGAGAGGGAUCCUGCGAGCGGGAGCGGAGCGGCGAGUCCGGAGCCGCUGGCCAAAGGCAGGCGCGCACAGACAGACUCUCCCCGGCUCUGCGGCCCCCGCCUCCCCCUGGAGCCGGCCGGACCUGCACCCCGCGCUUGCCCCCGCUCAUCCUUCCCCCGCCCGGCCCCGCGCGCUCCUCCCCGGCCGGCCCCUCCGCGCGCGGCGCGCUGGAGGCGAACGCGGGCUGAGCCGGGCGCAGUGGCCGCCGACCACCAAGCGCCCCGCGCCGCUCCCUGCAUGUGCGGCCCGCAGCGGCUCGCAGCCCCCGGCAGCAGCCUCGGCAGCUUCGGCCGCGUCUCGAGAGGCGGCUGCAGCGGCUUCAGCGGCGGCCGAGCGGCCGAGCCCUGGCUGGGAGACACGAUGCGCCGCGUCCUCCGGCUGCUCCUUGGCUGCUUCCUCACCGAGCUGUGCGCCCGCGUGUGCCGGGCGCAGGAGCGAGCGGGGCACGGGCAGCUGGCGCAGCUGGGCGGAGUGGUGGUGCUGGCGGGGGGCAACCGCUCCGGGGCCGCCUCCGGAGAGGCCGGCGAGAGCGUGGGGGUCUCGGAUGCGCCCCCGACUCGGGCGCCCACGCCGGACUUCUGCCGGGGCUACUUCGAUGUCAUGGGCCAGUGGGACCCGCCGUUCAACUGCAGCUCAGGCGACUUCAUCUUCUGCUGCGGGACUUGUGGCUUCCGGUUCUGCUGCACGUUUAAGAAGCGGCGACUGAACCAAAGCACCUGCACCAACUACGACACUCCUCUCUGGCUCAACACGGGCAAGCCCCCCGCGCGCAAGGACGACCCCCUGCACGACCCCACCAAGGACAAGACCAACCUGAUCGUUUACAUCAUCUGCGGGGUGGUGGCCGUCAUGGUGCUCGUGGGCAUCUUCACCAAGCUGGGACUGGAGAAGGCACACCGGCCGCAAAGGGAGCACAUGUCCAGGGCCCUUGCAGAUGUCAUGAGGCCACAGGGCCACUGCAACACUGACCACAUGGAGAGAGACCUCAACAUUGUGGUCCACGUCCAGCAUUAUGAGAACAUGGAUACCAGAGCCCCCAUAAAUAAUCUUCACACCACCCAGAUGAACAACGCAGUGCCCACCUCCCCUUUGCUGCAGCAGAUGGGCCAUCCGCAUUCCUACCCCAGCCUGGGCCAGAUCUCCAACCCCUAUGAUCAGCAGCCACCUGGCAAAGAGCUCAAUAAGUAUGCCUCCUUGAAGGCGGUCGGAAGUUCUGAUGGUGACUGGGCAGUGGCGACACUUAAGUCACCAAAAGCUGACAAGGUGAAUGACGACUUCUACUCCAAGCGCCGGCACCUGGCCGAGCUGGCGGCCAAGGGCAACCUACCUCUGCACCCCGUAAGAGUGGAGGACGAGCCGCGGGCCUUCAGCCCCGAGCAUGGCCCCGCCAAGCAGAAUGGACAGAAGUCCCGUACCAACAAGAUGCCCGCACAUCCCCUGGCUUACAACUCCACCGCCAACUUCAAGGGCUGGGACCCCAACGAGCAGUCCCUCCGGCGGCAGGCUUACGGCAACAAAGGCAAGCUGGGCACGGCCGAGUCGGGCUCCAGUGACCCCCUGGGGACCCGCACCCCGCACUACCCACCCCCACAGCCAUACUUCAUCACCAACAGCAAAACAGAAGUGACUGUCUGAGCCUUCACUGCAGGGAGCACCAUGGAGAACACACUCAACUGAGAGAGGCAAAAAAUACCUACCUUUCCCCUCCCUGUCCCUCCCCAACACACCCGCCCACACACUCCCCACACCAACUGACAACAAACCUAUGGCGACAUGGGGUCACGCUUUUCCUGGGCCCCGCCUGACACAUGUCAGCAGGCAGCUGGGCAAGGCUGGAGCACGGAUGUUCAGCAAUACAGAGAAGGGGAAACCAAGGCACACUCUUUCGACUUCAGGCCCAGGAUGGCCAACUCAUGGGCCCAAACUGCGGGGCUAAUUUUUCUUCUCUUCCUGACUCAAAAAUGAAAUCCAUGACGGAAAAAAAAAAAGAGUAGCACAAUUUAGAGAAAUUACCCAUUCGAGCACAUACACCAUUGACCAAGCUCUGUUUCUGGGUGGAAGAGGAAGGGUGGGAGCAGGUGGAGAAUGAGGGCAGGUAGCAGGAGAAGCGUGUGCUUGGGAGGAGGAGUUGCUUGGGGGAGGAACCUGUGCGCAGGAUAAGCGUUUUCUAAUUCUAAGAAGUAGGGAUGUGGAUGCGAAAUUUUAAAGAGCAUGAGGCAGUAACCCACCCCCAGCCACCCCAUUUAUAAUACUUUUCAUACCAUCAGUGUUGGAAGCAGAAAACAACACAUACUCAAACUCACAGAAAGUAGAUAGACCUUGAACCCACCAACAGUGAUGGGAAAGAACAUUCUAGAAAACUCCCAUAAAGGUCAUGACCGUGGAAAUGGAAGAGAUAGGCUUUUACAGCAGGGAGAGGGCACAGCGAGUGUUAAAUAACUUUUUUUAGAAAAAGAAAAAGAAAUAUAAACCCAUGACUAAACAGACAAGAACUGCAAAUUAAUUUUUGCCCCAGAUUUUUGAGACUUAGGAAACCACAAUGACAUCAAGAACAAUUUAGAAAAAUCCACAGUGGACAAGUGGACAAGAGGUAGGGAGGGGACUCAGAGUGUUUCCCUCCUGGCCUCAGACACGAGAAGGAGACACAGAAACCAGUCCUCUACGAACUGUCUCCCCAGUGCCCUUCCCUUCAGCCCGUAGCUGCCGCGCUGCCGAAUUUCAACUGCUUUGGACUGAAAAUGUCAUAAGCGUGGGUGGUGCCUUCAAUGUGUUAUUGUUUAAUGACAGUCUUGUUUCUCAAGUGCAUCCUAUGUUCUUUUAGCCUCCCUCCCUCCUGUUUUUCUGCAGUAGAAGGUGUUUCUGUCCUCCCUUUGUUGGUGAGCCCACCCAUCCCGCGCUCUGAGGGGGCUGCUGCAAUGUCAGGGGUACCUAAGGAUGAAGACCCCCCUCCCACUCACAUGGUCAAGAAUCCACCAGCCCCACCAUUUUCUAGCUCCCCCAAACCUAUCAAGUAUUACUGAGUCUCAUGAUGCCCACAGUCCCUCCCAGCCACCUCCACAGAGACUUCCACACAGUCGUCUCCCAUCCAGAGUUCCCUGACGUUUUUCAGCUGGGUUCUCAUAGCCAAAAGCCCCUGGUGUCCCACAAAGACAGUGUCACCACUAGGGCUGUUUGUUUAGUGGAAGGCCAAAGAGGGGAGUGGAGAGAGAUUUUCAUUGAAGGUGCGAAGUGCUCAACCAGUCUCUGAAGGUUUCUUAGCUGAUGAACUGGAUACCAGGGAGAGCCCCCCACCCCAACCCCCAGCUCUUCUGGCCUCAGGGGCUUUGCAUGGUCUGGUCCAACAAGCCUUCCCCAGAAUGCUGAACUCCAGCGUUCUGCCUCACCUGUCUCUCCACUUUUGACAUCAUGGAAUCAGGGAAACCAGGUGUUGAUUUUCUUUUCUCUCCCAGCUGAUGUGGACACACUGACAAUGCAUUUGAUCUCUGGGCCUUACUCUCCUAUCUGAAACAUGGGCAACUGCGGCAAGAUCAAGCUGCUCAAGCCAUUUGACACAGCAAAGCUUCUGCCCAUUUUCAAAAAUGAUAUUGUGCACAGAAGCCACACUCUAAGCUCCCCCUUUAUAAGGUGGCUUUGUGCUGGAUGAAGCAGGGGUGGGAGAUUGAGUGCCCACAUCCUCAGCCUCUUGGCUGAGCUCCCUGCACUCCCCAGAGCUUGGUGGUAUUUCCUGGGUGUUAGUUCAUCUGUGUACCUGCAACAUACCUUGGACAUCUCUGUGUAUCACUGUCACAAUAUUGUAUCUAAAUCCCUUCUUAAUAUAGUUAACUUUUUAAAGGAAGACUUCCUGCCAUCAUCACAAAUAAAAAUCCAGUAGCAAUCACCCUAAAUAGAAAGUACCUAAGUAUAAAAAGAAAUAUAAAGGCAAAGAAGUAGCAAUCAUUACAUUCUAGCCACCAGAGGUUAGGGCUGGUGGAGAGGUCUGAUCUUAGGGCUGGGUGUUCUCUCUGGGGUGUGUUUUCUCUCUCUCCCUCUCUACCUUUCUCUCCUUCUCUGUCCUCUCUCACUCUCCCUCACUCUCUCCCUUUUUCUUUAUUAAAAAGAGAUUAGCAGAUGUUAAGGAGUUGUUAAAAGGUACACCAGUACCCAAUGGAGGCUUUCUCCUUGAAGGAAGCAGAUGGAUUGACAGAAAUGAAAAGGGAAUCGUUUUCUUUGUGACUCAGGCUUGAUUAAUGCUAUAUCCACGUACUCCUAAAAACCAUCUUGCAUACACCAGUGGUACACACGCACAGUUCAGGAAAUACCAGGUUGGCCCAUCUGUGAGGUUCCCUCCUGCCUCUAAGUUCUGCAGUUCUAGUUCCUUGCCCUUGAUUCACACUUCCUCUCACCUUCAUCCCAGCCCUGAUCCAGGACCUGACGAAUAAUUUUACAUAUUCUCCACCUUCCUUCUCCUCUGAGUAAACUUCACUGGUGAAUUUUGAUAGUUGGGGGUCUGCAUUUAUCAUUCCAACAGUGAAGUUGCCACAUGGUCAAUGAGAUGUGGCACCAAUGACAGCCCAAGAAUAGUAUCUCUCAGCCUCAUCACCUUCCCGUUGGCUUUGGGAGCUGAACUGAGGGUGCAGGUUGGGAAGGGUGGAUGGACGCCAUAUAACUGAAAGUCUCAUGAAGGCAGACUUGUGGACCUGUGACUGCCACGUAAAACAGGGAUCCUGCUGCUUGUGUUGGGGAACCUUAGAAGAGGGAAUCCAGAAGAAAGAGAGGUUGUCUCUUCCCCAUUCCAUGCCAUGCCCUGGCACUAGCUUCCACUUCUUGCCUUUAGCUGUCCCUUGACUUCCAACCCAAUGGGACCGGAGUCUGAUGCCCCUCUGCUCUCCCAGAGCAUCUCGGCCUCCAUCCGCCUUGGGCUCUGCCUGGCAACCCCAUCGAACUCCCCCCACCCCGUUCUUUUUGUGUGUGUAAAUGGAGCAUAUUUUAUGUGCGAAUAUUUUAGUAACCGUAUGUUCUGCAAGUAAACCUGUGUUAAUAUUUGUCAACAACUGCAGAGUUUAUGAUACCAAUAAUACUUCCUACAAUGAAGAAAAAAACAUUUGUUUGUUUUCUAAGAAUGUUUAUUUGUAAACAUAUGUAUUCACUAUAUUAAUAUGAAUUUCUUACCUGGCAAUAAAACUGAUUAU
Molecule: messenger RNA, 5246 nt
Organism: Manis javanica (Malayan pangolin)
Lineage: Eukaryota; Metazoa; Chordata; Mammalia; Pholidota; Manidae
Gene: SHISA9
Product: shisa family member 9
Biological process (GO): regulation of AMPA receptor activity; regulation of short-term neuronal synaptic plasticity
Cellular component (GO): postsynaptic membrane; AMPA glutamate receptor complex; postsynaptic density
Source: RefSeq, a predicted model, not a curated record